This is a messenger RNA of Psilocybe cubensis, 993 nucleotides long. RefSeq lists its product as uncharacterized. The record is from RefSeq and is a predicted model, not a curated record. The coding region runs from base 1 to 993 and encodes 330 amino acids. Lineage: Eukaryota; Fungi; Basidiomycota; Agaricomycetes; Agaricales; Agrocybaceae. The transcript is spliced from 3 exons.
AUGUCUUCCUCGCCAGUAUUCCACCCUGGUUUAACGUUUGCAACACUUGUUGUUCAAUUUGCCGCAACUAAAGGGAGCGUUAUACCUAGCUUCGUUCCUCGCCAUAAGGGUGAGGGUGAAAAUGAACACUCUACCGCUAGCGGCGGGUCCUCCGCUUCCAAACCAACAAGCUCUUCGACACCUCCAACAAACUCCACUCUAACUGGUUCCCAUUCUUCAACUGCAGCCUCCUCCUCCUCCUCCUCCAGUAUUUCAAGCUUCUCAAGCUCUAGUAAUACUGCCACACCAACCCCUACACCUCUUACCUUGCCGCGACCAGUUGUUCGAUCUGACAUCACCACCGCUGGUAUCGUUGGAGUAGUUGUUGGCUCAGUGGCCACUAUUGGAUUGCUUAUCAUGCUCGUAUCUAAAUGUAUCCGUAGAUAUCGCAAAAAUCGAGGGCGUAUGAAAGGUCCCCGCUUUUUCCGAGUGGGGAGCAAGUCUCCAGCAAGGCCACAGACUCCUGUGACGGAGAUGGCGCAAACGCAAUCCAGUCCUAUCAUCACAUCCGCCGUCACUGCAGGGUUUACCACACAUCCUUUUCUUUCACGUUAUUCUCAAUCGAUUUCUACCAACACCACCACAUCCCUAUCUCCACUAUUCCCAGCGGCAAGUUUGGAACGUACACGUAGUGACGCAGGCGCUUCCGAAGGGGGCGCAAGCUCUUCGCACACCGAUACAUUAUCGUAUGUUUCCAUGUCAUCCGUGCCCGUUGGGAAUGGUGGAAGUCCAGUUCUCAGCCUGCUACCUAUAAUAUCUGCUGCUGCCGCAGCGAAUGCACCGCCUCCCGCUGCACAUCUUCCAGAAGCAUCUAUACUACAUCGGUCGCUCACCCUUCAUCAGAAGUCCCUCGAGGAAGAUACUAAAGGUCGUGAUGUUGGACGUAUGGAUACUGAUGACAUAGAAAAGGAGGAUGACGGCGCGAAUGACCCUCCACCGAGCUACGACGCUUGA